AUGAGUGAUAACGACGAAAAGACUUACGGCGAGAAGCAUGCGCAUUCCGCGUCGCUUGGUGACCAUCUACACGGCCAACAACUCGGAACUGGCCCAGAAGUCCACGAUGUGGUCGUCGGUGAUCAAAAUGAGCUCCACAGGGAGCUGAAGGGCAGACACAUGCAGAUGAUUGCCAUUGGUGGUGCAAUUGGCGCUGGUCUUUUCAUCGGCUCUGGUUCUGCUUUCCAGAGUGGUGGCCCUGGCUCGGUUCUCAUUGGCUUCAUGCUCGUCGGUUUACAAGUCUACUUCAUGAUGCAGGCCCUUGCAGAAAUGUCGGUUAUGUACCCAAUCAAUGGUGCUUUCGCCAUGUACAUCUGUCGCUUUGUCGAUCCAUCCUUCGGUUUUGCUUGCGCUUGGGAGUACGCUAUCAGUUGGCUUACAGUCCUUCCCUACGAGAUCUCCGCUGCUGUCAACAUCAUUCACUACUGGGAAGGAUCUUUGAACGUUAAUGCCAGUGCUUUCAUCGUUCCUUUGCUCGUAGCCCUCGUCGUCAUUCAAUUCUUCGGCGUCAGAGGCUAUGGCGAGGUCGAAUACGUCCUUAGUGUCAUCAAGAUUCUUGCCUGCGUCGGCUUCAUGAUCCUCGGAGUCAUCAUUGACACAGGCGGCAUCCCCGGUGAUCCAUCUGGCAGAGGUUAUAUUGGUGGCAAGAUCAUCUCCCAAAACACCUUCCGCAACGGUUUCCAUGGUUUCUGUAGCGUUUUCGUCACCGCUGCAUUUGCUUACACCGGUACUGAGCUUACCGGUCUGGCUGCAGCUGAAACAAUCAACCCCAAGAAGGAAAUCCCAAAAGCUUCGAAGCAGGUCAUCUUCCGUAUCAUCAUCUUCUACGGUGUGAAUCUUCUGCUCAUCGGUCUCGUCGUACCAUCGGACCCUGAGAUCUACAGCGGCCCAGGAUCUUCGUCUCGUUACUCGCCUUUCGUCCUUGCGAUCAAACUUGCUGGCAUCAAGGUGCUUCCUUCCAUCUUUAACGCUGUCAUUCUCGUCGCAGUCAUGAGUGUCGCCAAUUCAUGUACUUUCGGCUCAACUCGCACAAUCCAAGCUUUGGCUGCAAACGGCAUGGCACCCAAGUUUCUCGCAUACGUCGACAAGAAGGGUCGCCCCUUGAAUGUCAUCAUUUUGCAGGUUCUUUUCGGUUGCCUCGCAUUCAUCAACUUGGCGCCCAAUGGAGGAGAUAUCUUCGGCUGGCUUCUUGCCUUGUCGGGUCUUUCUAUCCUCUUCAUCUAUGGAGGAAUUGGUCUAGCGCACGUGCGAUUCCGCGCAGCUUGGAAACUCAACGGCCACACUCUGGACGAGCUACCUUACAAGGCCUCCGCCGGUGUCUGGGGAUCGUACUUCGUCAUGCUCAUCACCGUCCUUGCGCUCCUCGCUCAGUUCUAUGUCGCGCUCUAUCCCAUCGGCGGCCCCAACUUGAACGCCAGUGCCUGGUUCCAGUCUUAUCUUGCCGGUCCUCUACUUGUGUUCCUCUACUUCCUCUGGAAAGUCUACAGUUGGUUCAAGAGACCGGCAGACAGACCCAUCUGGAUCAAGACUUCAGACAUUGACAUUUACACUGGCAUGAGAGAAAUCGAGCGCUUGUCUGACGACGAACGCAUGCUCGGUGAGAAGCAGAAGAAGGGACCCAUGGGUUACGCCAAGAAAGUCUACAACUCUCUGUUCUGA
This is a messenger RNA of Aureobasidium subglaciale EXF-2481, 1698 nucleotides long. RefSeq lists its product as uncharacterized. Bases 1 to 1698 code for a protein of 565 amino acids. The record is from RefSeq and is a predicted model, not a curated record. NCBI's taxonomy places the organism in Eukaryota, Fungi, Ascomycota, Dothideomycetes, Dothideales, Saccotheciaceae. Gene Ontology annotation, cellular component: membrane. The transcript is spliced from 9 exons. Gene Ontology annotation, biological process: amino acid transmembrane transport. Gene Ontology annotation, molecular function: amino acid transmembrane transporter activity.